UAUAUUUAGAACGAGAAUUUUCAUUCCGACUUCAUUCGAGCACUGCUGCAGGGCUGAAGAAAGUAACAACAGUCUUACAUUUCUUCUUUUGAAACCGAAAGAAGCUGUAAUAUAAAUCAAAGAUGGCAGGUAAGGCACGUGUACAAGAUCCAGCUCCUUACUUUGAGGGUACAGCAGUCAGCGCAGGCCCGGAUAGUGACUUUGUCACAAUCAAAUUAUCAGAUUACAAAGGAAAAUACCUUGUUUUCUUCUUCUAUCCAUUGGAUUUCACGUUUGUAUGCCCGACUGAGAUCCUUGCUUUCAGCGACAGGUCAGAUGAAUUCAGGAAAAUCGGAUGUGAGGUCCUCGCUGCAUCCUGCGACUCUCACUUCUGUCAUUUAGCAUGGACUAAUACUUCAAAGAAGAUGGGUGGAGUUGGUGAACUCAAGAUCCCCCUUCUCUCUGAUAUGAAUGGUGCCAUUGCCAGAGACUAUGGAAUCAUGCUUGAGAAGGAGGGAGUCUCACUCAGAGGCCUGUUUAUCAUUGACGAUAAGGGCAUCCUGCGUCAGAUUACAAUCAACGAUCUCCCGGUCGGUCGCUCUGUUGAUGAGGUUCUUCGUCUGGUCCAAGCUUUCCAGUUCACGGACAAACACGGAGAAGUUUGUCCUGCCGGUUGGAAACCUGGUGAUGAUACUAUCAAGCCUGAUGUCAAAGAGAGCAAGGAGUUCUUUGGAAAGAAAUAAUUCAGCAAUCCCCAUUCCCCCUCUUUUUUUCUCCUUCCAACCACACCCCUAUUAUUACAAUGGUUUCAUCCAUUCUCUGUAACAAUGUUUGACAUACUCGACCAAAAUACAUUUGAUAAAGGGUUUGCAGAAUAUUUUGUUGCUGCCUUCACAUCGAUCAUCUGAUGGAGUAAAUUGUUGUGUACUCUGAAUAUGUCACAUAUGAAGUAUAUUUAGUAAUUGCAUGACUAAAUAACACAAAAUCCUGAUAUUGAUUUGUAAUAAGAAGGAAAUCACACUAAAAUCCUGAAAAUAAAACUUUUGGAUGUCCUAACUAAAAAAUAUUAUGAAUGCAUACACGCAAGUCAAUCUCUGAGAUGUUAGAGAGAAUGGGAGACUCCAUUGUUAUUGUAGGGGAGUGAAUGCAUUCACUGUGCUUUCUACAGAGCACAGUUGAAUAAUGGAAGUUGGACAAGUCAAGAAAAUACUAAAGCAUUAUUUAGAGACAAAUAUACACCUUGGAAUUCUAAGAAAUUAUUUGGGCAAGUAUUGUAAAUUUUGGGUAAAUUUCAUUGUGAGGAAAGUGUGAAUCUGUGUCGACAUUUGAUCGUGUUCUUAUUGCGAACAAAAUCUGGCAUAAACCAGCUUGUGUAUUGGUUGUAGAUGAAGACUGGUGUACUAUAAUUCAUUGCAAUGGAAAGUUGUUUUUUGUGUCUUAAAAAAAAAAUCGAGUUUAGAAAGUUAAUUUGUAUACUUGGUGUUCUAAGUCAUCGAGCAGUAUUGUUUUAAUUUGUGAGUUUUGUUUUCUUCUUCAAGUGAGCUUUUAGUAAAACAAAAACAUCAUUGAAGUUCCUCAAUCUACUAUGUGUAGGAAUGCAUGUUUGAAUUGUACUAUUUUGUUUGUAUAGCUAAGCUUAAUAUUUUAUUUAUGUGCUGAUAUGUGUCAUAUGUUGCCCUUGACUGAAUAUUUGAUAUCAGAAAAACAAGAGGUUAUAUACUACGAAAGAAGAAAAACAGCAGCUCUGAAAAUUUUGUAUUCCAGCCAUUUUAUGUGUUGACUUGUACAAUCCCAUUUUUACCUCGUAUUCCUCUUGUGUUAGGAAUUAAAGCCCAUCAGACUUUUUUUUAUUUAAUCCAGGACAUUAAAAUGCUCCUUGUAUACAAUUAUGUCCAAUACUUUAUUCUCUUUAAUAUUUUUAAUGAAAUAUAAUAUAUCAAAACCAUAACAGAAUACUGUACUUUGACAUGAAAUGUCUGCAUUUACAUACAUGUACAUGUAUCUACGGUAUGUAUAUGUAUCUACGGUAUGUUCAAACAACACUAAAGCAAUUCCAAGAAAGUAUAUUGUCAAAGAUAGCUUGUAGGUAUUUUUGUCUCUAUUUUACUACACAUGUACCUCAAUCCUUGUAACCGCAUAUAUGUGUUAAGUCAAUGAGCUUAUGUGUGCCAGGUAUCAGUUCUAUGCAUGUUGGAAAUUAUUGUUAAUAUCUUUUAUGUUUCAAGGACAAUUGUGACUCUCAAACUUAGAACUGAGAGAGAAAACCUGUUGGAACUGUAAACGCUUUGAGAAAAUAAGUUCUGAUAUGCUGUAUAAACUGCAUCUUUAGUGCAGGAAUCCCACAAGUAUUUUUUUUAAUUUCCUCACAAUCUCACUUAAAUGAAGCAGUGGUGAAUGCAGAAAGGCGGCUGUCAAGGACGUACUGCUCAAGAUACAUUGUGCCUUGAAAGCACAAUUUUAUUAUGGUUUUUAUCAAAAGAUAAUGUAGAUUAUGAAGAAAGAUCUUCCCUUAUUCUAAACCCUUCAAAAAUUAGCUUUCUAAAGCACACAACCAAUUCAUGAGCACACAAUUUUUAAGUUCCCCAUGAAUUUGCCUGUAUUCAUCAUGCAUACACUGUAUUAUGGUACUAUAAAGAACAUCUUUAUUUGGUUGAAGUUUUACAGAUUAGAAAUGUGCCAUGUGGGAUGCAGCUAACAUAUCAUUAACCUUGGUGUUUCGAAAGUACUUUUUGUACUCAUGGUCUCUGAUGUUUUAGCCUACAUCGUUGAAAGAGAAAAGUUCCCAUGCAUAAUAUGUGUGUGAAAGAAUAAAUGUUUGAUUA
Messenger RNA from Lytechinus variegatus (green sea urchin), 2801 nucleotides. RefSeq names its product peroxiredoxin-1-like. The record is from RefSeq and is a predicted model, not a curated record. Gene Ontology annotation, biological process: hydrogen peroxide catabolic process; cell redox homeostasis; response to oxidative stress. Gene Ontology annotation, molecular function: thioredoxin peroxidase activity. Bases 123 to 722 code for a protein of 199 amino acids. Gene Ontology annotation, cellular component: cytosol. The transcript is spliced from 7 exons. NCBI's taxonomy places the organism in Eukaryota, Metazoa, Echinodermata, Echinoidea, Temnopleuroida, Toxopneustidae.